AUGGCAAACAAACCCGUGCGCGACUGGGUCUACCUGGCCAUCAUCGGCCUGCAGCUCACCGGCAUGCUCGUGCUCGACCUGGUCGCCUUCUACCCCCCGCCGCUGUGGAUGCCCCCCGGCGCGCCGCUGCACUUCCUCGUCGGUCUGCGCCGGCGGUACGUGACCUUUACCGGCGACCCCUUCUUCUCCUCGUCGUCGGCCGUGCACGGCGCGCCCUGGUUCGAGGUCUUCCUGUACAUUGAGGGGCUCGUGCAGUUCCCGCUCGCGGCGUACCUGGUCUCGAAGCUGGCGUCGCCCCGGCGCAUGGCUGGCCCCGCGGAGCUGGCCGGGCUGGCGUUUGGCUGCCUGACGUUCAUGGGCUCGGCGGCGUGCUGCUACGAGCUGCUGCACAUGGGCGCCGAUCAGGUGGCGGUGGAGAAGAAGACGCAGCUGCUGUACGGCACCUACCUCCCGUUUGUGGUUAUUCCGGCUGUUUUGGCGGUGGACAUGUUUCUGCGACUGCUGCCUCGUGUGCAGGCUACGAGUACCAAGGACAAGGAUGAGUAA
Akanthomyces muscarius is the source of this 546-nucleotide messenger RNA. RefSeq lists its product as uncharacterized. Gene Ontology annotation, cellular component: endoplasmic reticulum. The transcript is spliced from 3 exons. The record is from RefSeq and is a predicted model, not a curated record. Bases 1 to 546 code for a protein of 181 amino acids. Lineage: Eukaryota; Fungi; Ascomycota; Sordariomycetes; Hypocreales; Cordycipitaceae.